GAUUCAAUCGGCAGUCGCGAAUCGCGCCACUGGAUUAAUAGACGCAUUUUGUAGAGGCUGUAUUAGUGUUUGUUGUGCUGAAGAAAACGGAAAAAAUUGAGGAUUUAGUGGCGCGGUGAAAGAAACGACCGGUAAAUCGCCGAUUUUUCGAACGAAAAUCUCGUCUUUUGGCUGUGAUAGAUUUAACCCGAGCUUGGAUAUUAUUCAUUCUUGCUGUGAUCAAAACGGAUUAUAUUAUUUGCUGGAUUUUUUUUCAUUAAACGAAAAUAAGUAACGAAAAUGCCCGCUAGAGCCGACACGCACGUACAGAACGGCGUCCCCCUCAACGAUGACGUCGUCAUCACCGGUAUCUCCGGUCGUCUGCCCGAAAGCAGCUCCAUCGAAGAGUUCAAGCAACAGCUCUUCGAAGGCGUCGACUUAGUCACAGACGACGAGCGCAGAUGGCCCUCAGGACUCUACGGCCUACCCACCAGAACCGGCAAACUCAAAGACCUGAGCCGGUUCGAUGCCACCUUCUUCGGAGUCCACGCCAAACAAGCCCACGUUAUGGACCCCCAGCUCAGGAUGCUGCUCGAACUCACCCACGAAGCUAUAGUCGAUGCAGGUUUCAACCCCAACGACGUCAGAGGCUCAAGGACCGGAGUGUUUAUUGGAGUGUCAGAUUCCGAGUCCAGCGAGUACUGGACUGCGCAAGACCAAGAAACUAUUACGGGAUACGGACUGACAGGGUGUUGUAGGGCUAUGUUUCCCAACAGGAUUUCGUAUACUUUCGAUUUGAAGGGACCGAGUUAUGCUAUAGAUACCGCUUGCUCGAGUUCGUUGUUCGCCUUUCAGCAAGCUGUCAAUGCCAUCCAGACUGGACAGUGUGAUUCUGCCAUAGUGGGUGGAGUGAACCUUUUACUCAAACCUACAUCGUCUCUACAGUUUCACAGAUUGAGCAUGUUAUCGCCUCAUGGAAUGUGCAAAGCUUUCGAUGCUUCGGGAAACGGUUAUGUACGAUCCGAAGCAGCCGUUGUAGUGUUCCUCCAGAAAGCCAGUGCAGCUAGAAGAGUAUACGCCUCCGUUUUAGGAGCCAAAACGAACACUGACGGUAACAAAGAACAAGGUAUCACUUUCCCAUCGGGUGCCAUGCAAAACCGACUCAUCAGAGAAACAUACGAGGACAUCGGUAUCAGUCCUCAAGACGUAGUCUACGUCGAAGCUCACGGUACUGGCACCAAGGUGGGAGAUCCACAAGAAGUUAACUCCAUAGCAGAUUUCUUCUGCAAGAACCGAUCCAAUCCUCUGUUGAUUGGUUCAGUUAAGUCAAACAUGGGGCACUCCGAGCCUGCUUCUGGACUUUGCUCUCUAGCCAAAAUGGUGAUCGCUAUGGAAAGUGGUGUUAUUCCUGGAAAUCUCCACUUCAAAAGCCCUAACAAAGAUAUUCCUGCCCUUAACGAUGGUCGCCUCAAGGUAGUUUCCCAAAACCAGCCAUGGAACGGAGGCAUAAUCGCCAUAAACUCAUUCGGUUUCGGCGGUGCCAACGCUCACAUCGUACUCAAAUCCAACCCCAAACCCAAACAGAGCUGGCCUCAGGGUCCAAUCCCCCGCGUUGUUGCCGUAUCCGGUCGUACCGAAGAAGCCGUCAAGAACUUCCUGAACAAAAUCCACAACCAUCGGGACGAUGAAGAAUUCCUCGCCUUGGUUGACCAAGUACACUCAAAAUACAUCGGCGGUCAUUUCUACAGAGGCUAUUCCGUGCUUCAAGACCAGCCAAUUGUUGAAGUAACUCAAGCAGGAAGCGAAGGCAGGCCUCUGUGCUUUGUGUUCUCCGGAAUGGGUUCUCAGUGGCCUGGUAUGGCCAAGGCCUUGAUGCAGUUGGACGUGUUCAAGCAGUCUAUUGACAAGUGUUCUGCAGCACUUAAGCCUCACGGUGUGAAUUUGGAAGAUAUUAUCGUGAAUGGUACCGCAACUACUUUUGACAAUGUUUUGAAUUCGUUUGUGUCGAUCGCUGCCAUGCAAGUUGCCCUGACUGACGUACUGAAAACGGUUGGAUUGGAACCUGAUUUUAUUGUAGGACAUUCAGUGGGAGAAGUAGGUUGCGCGUACGCCGAUGGUACGUUAACCGCCGAACAAGCUGUUCUCGCCGCCUACAGCAGAGGAAGAGCUAUCUUGGAAAGCAAGCUAGCUCCUGGAGCUAUGGCAGCCGUAGGAUUAUCCUGGGAAGACGCCCAUGCCCGUUGCCCACCAGAAAUCGUACCUGCCUGCCACAACAGCGAAGAUUCUGUUUCUAUUUCUGGACCACCUGACGCCAUCAACAAGUUCGUUGGACAACUUCAAGCUGAAAACAUCUUCGCCAAGGCAGUCAACAGUUCCGGUACUGCUUUCCACAGCAAAUACAUCGCAGAAGCUGGUCCAAAACUAAGAAAGGCUUUAGACGCCAUCAUUCCAAGCCCCAAACCAAGAACCCCAAGAUGGAUAUCAUCUUCCAUCCCUGAAGCCGCAUGGGGCACACCUUUGGCUCAACAAUCUAGUGCAGCAUAUCACGUGAACAAUCUGCUAUCUCCAGUCUUAUUCCACGAAGCUUUGGCUCACGUUCCGAAAAAUUCAGUAGUAAUUGAAGUGGCUCCUACUGGGCUUUUGCAAGCUAUUUUGAAGAGAGCUUUGGGACCAGACGCCACUAACGUGCCUUUGGUCAAGAGAGACCAUCCUGACAACAUUGCCUUCUUGACUUCUGCCCUUGGAAAAAUCUACAAUGCUGGAGCUCAACCUCAAUUAGGAAACCUUUAUCAUCCAGUAUCCUACCCAGUCAGUCGAGGCACACCUAUGAUAAACUCCCUCGUUGAAUGGGACCACUCCAUUGAAUGGUCCGUAGCCAACUUCAGCGGAAAAGGCAACCGAUCUGGGGAAUCAGUAAUUGACAUUGAUCUUAGCAAAGAAUCAGACAGUUAUUUGGCAGGACACACGAUCGACGGAAGAGUACUAUUCCCUGCCACUGGAUACCUCACCUUAGUAUGGAAAACUUUCGCCAAACUAAGGAACGAAGAUUACGAGCAAAUGCCUGUUCUUCUUGAAAACCUUCAAUUCCAUCGUGCCACAAUCAUGCCUAAAGAAGGUUCGGUUAAGUUCUUGAUCAACAUCUUUGAUGGUACCGGUGAUUUCGAAUUAUGUGAAGGAGGCUCAGUGGCAGUUACAGGAAAGAUUUCUGUACCAGAAGAUAUCACAAAAGAAACCCUCAAUCUUUCCAAACCCUCUGUUAAACAAGAACAAGACGUUUUGCCUUUAAACUCAGGAGAUAUCUACAAGGAGCUCAGGCUACGUGGUUACGAUUACGACGGUAUCUUCAGAGGUAUCGUUGAGAGUGACAACAGAGGAGUCAACGGUAAACUAAGAUGGAACAACAACUGGAUCAGUUACAUCGACACAAUGUUGCAAUUUGCCAUCCUGGGAGACAAAACAAGAGAACUAGCUUUACCCACUCGUAUUCAACGAGUCUUCAUUAACCCCAAAGAACUUCUCAAUGCCGUUAAAACCCUUCCUGAAGAACCAAACGUUGAUGUCAGCAUGUACCGUAAUAUUGGAGUAGUCAAAUCCGCCGGUAUUGAACUUAGAGGAUUGAAAGCUAGUUUAGCUCCAAGAAGACAACAAGCUCAAGCACCACCCACUUUGGAAAAAUACCAAUUCGUACCUUUGGAAAAUUCUCAAGGUUUUGGAGAUGACGUUGAAAAAUCUAGAGCUCUUGCUUUAACUGUACUCACGGAACUGAUCAUUGAAAAUUCUAAUAAAGCUUCGAAAAUAAAGUUUGCUGAAGUACUAAACGACAAACCGAUCGAAGCAGCCUUGGCCCCACUGAUUAGUGCUGUAAUUGAAUCUCAACCAACUCUAGCUGCCGACGGUACUGUAGUCUCCAGCGCUCCUGUCAGUUCACCAGCACUCGAAGCGGCUGACAUCAAAAACGCUGUCAAAGAUGUUCGAUCUGUUGCUAUAGAUUCAAAUUCUCAUCUAGUCGUAAUCAGUGAUGCUAUAGCUUACAAACAAAACGCUCUGAUCGAAAAUGCUAAAAACUCUUUAAAAGAAGGUGGUUUCGUUCUAUUAGAAGAAGCGCGAGGACCUGUAGAUGCCAAAGCUCUCAGUGCUUUGGGUCUGGAAGUAAUCAGUACUCAAUCAACUACCACCAAGACUUACAUUCUCUUGAGAGCUCCAGUAGAAGUAGCAGCGGAUUCAACAGUUAUUCAAGUAACUGAAAACAACUUCUCGUGGGUGGAACCACUGAAAGCUGCAAUGGCAAAAGUAUCUGGUACUAGCGAAAAAGUUUAUGUAUACGUUCAGGGUGAACCAUUGACUGGAUUAGUCGGUUUAGUCAACUGUUUGACCAACGAACCAACCGGAGGAGUUAAUGUACGAUCUGUCUUCAUUCAAGACCAAAACGCUCCUAAAUUCUCCCUUAAAGCUUACGAAAGUCAGCUUAGAAAAGGGCUCGUUCAAAACGUGCUUAAAAACAAAGUUUGGGGAACUUACAGACAUCUUCCUUUGGAACAACAUACAGACUCUGGUGCCUUACAAGUCGAACACGCUUACAUCAACACUCUGACUCGUGGCGACUUGGCUAGCUUGAGAUGGAUUGAAGGACCUCUUUCCUAUUACAAAGGCGACGACCCAAACAGCGAACUUUGCAGCGUGUAUUACGCUCCACUUAAUUUCAGAGAUAUUAUGUUGGCUACAGGAAAACUACCUCCAGAUGCUCUACCUGGAGAUCUUGCCGGACAAGAUUGUAUUCUUGGUCUAGAGUUCUCUGGAAGAGAUACCCGAGGACGUAGAGUUAUGGGUAUGGUAGCCGCUAGGUCUUUAGCUACCACUGUCCUCGCCGAUCCUGGUUUCUUAUGGGAAGUACCAGAAAAAUGGUCGUUGGAAGAAGCAGCUACUAUUCCUGUAGUAUACGGUACCAGUUACUAUGCCUUGGUGGUUAGAGGAAAAAUGCAACCAGGAGAGUCAGUUUUAGUUCAUGCAGGAACUGGUGGAGUUGGACAAGCUUCCAUAGCUAUCGCUCUUCAUAUGGGAUGCAAAGUUUUCACAACCGUAUCUAGUCAAGCAAAGAGAGACUUCUUGAAGAAGACUUUCCCUCAAUUGACCGACGAUAACAUUGGAAACUCCAGAGACACAAGCUUUGAGCAAUUGGUAUUGACCCAAACUAACGGCAGAGGUGUAGAUUUAGUUCUAAACUCUCUGGCCGCUCAUCAGUUGCAAGCUUCAGUAAGAUGUCUUGCUAUUGGUGGAAGAUUCUUGGAAAUCGGUAAAGUCGACUUGAGCAAUAACAGUCCUCUGGGAAUGGCAGUUUUCUUGAAAAAUACCACAUUCCACGGAAUUCUUUUGGAUGCCCUGUUCGACUCUAACACCCCCGAAAAGAAGGAAGUUAUGCGUUUAGUCAGCGAGGGUAUUGCUUCCGGAGCUGUUAGACCUCUACCAAAUACCGUCUACAACGAGAACCAAGUAGAGCAAGCUUUCCGUUUCAUGGCUUCCGGCAGACAUAUUGGUAAGGUAUUAUUAAAGAUCCGCGAUGAAGAAUCUAGAACCACUCAGAAACCAGCACUUAAAACCGUAUCAGCCAUUCCUCGUUCUUACUUGGAUCCGGAAAAGAGCUACGUCCUUGUAGGUGGUCUGGGAGGUUUUGGUUUGGAAUUAGCCAACUGGCUCAUUAACAGAGGAGCAAGGAACAUCGUACUUACCUCCAGAAGUGGUAUCAAGACCGGAUAUCAAUCGUUAUGUAUUAGAAGAUGGCGCGAAGCUGGAGUUAACGUACUUAUUUCCACAUCAGACGCCACAACUGAUAAGGGAGCUAAACGUCUUUUACAAGAAGCCAGUGAAUUGGGACCAGUAGGUGGUAUUUUCAACUUAGCCGCCGUGUUGCGUGAUGCUCUUUUCGACAACCAAACAGAAGCCGACUUCAAGACUGUCUGCAGACCUAAAGUAGAUGGUUCUAAACAACUUGACGCUGCUUCAAGAGUCCUAGCUCCACAAUUAGACUACUUCGUGAACUUCUCUUCUGUAUCUUGCGGUAGAGGUAAUAUUGGACAAACCAAUUAUGGUUUAGCUAACUCAGCUAUGGAAAGAAUCGCCGAAGAUCGUCAAGCUGCCGGUCUACCUGCAGUUGCCAUACAAUGGGGAGCUAUUGGUGAUGUUGGAUUGGUACUGGAAGCUCUUGGUGGAAUGAACGAUACCGAAGUUGGAGGUACCUUGCCUCAAAGGAUGCAGUCAUGUUUGACAACCAUCGACAUCUUCCUCCAACAACCUCACCCUGUGGUGGCUAGUAUGGUGCUGGCAGAAAAACGCAAGACUUCAAGUAGUAACCAAAUCAGUUUGACUGAUGCCGUAGCUAACAUUUUGGGUAUCAAAGACGCUAGUACUGUAGCACCGGUAGCCUCUUUGGCCGAUUUGGGUAUGGACUCGCUUAUGGGAGCUGAAAUCAAGCAAACUUUGGAGAGAAACUACGAUUUGGUACUUAGUGCACAAGAAAUCAGAGGUUUGACCUUCGGAAAAUUGCAAGAAUUAAGUAGUGGAGGUGGUGCUCCAACGGCUCCCGUUCAAAACACUGAAGAAAAUCUAGUUACGUUCGAAAGUUUGGUAGAAAUUAUGCCAAGCAAAACGUUGGUAUCUGUUCCUAGCAAGUCUAACGACAAUAAGAAAACGCCAGUAUUCUUGGUUCACCCUAUCGAAGGUGUCAUCGAUUCGCUACGAUUAUUCGCUCAAAAUAUCGACGCACCUGUCUACGGUUUGCAGUGUACCAAAAACGCUCCAGUAGAGACCAUCAGCGCAUUGGCCAAUUUCUACGUUAAGGAAAUUCAGUCUGUGCAGUCUAAGGGACCAUACACUCUAGUCGGAUAUUCAUUUGGAGCAGCUGUAGCAUUCGAAAUUGGAGUUAUCUUGGAAAAACAAGGAGAAAAAGUCAAAUUGCUCCUUAUUGACGGGUCACCUAGCUUCGUGGCAAUUCACACUGGCAAAGCCAGGUCGAAGAUCACACAGAGUAGGGCAGCAGAAGAAAGUGAGGCUCUCUUCUUCUUCAUUACACAAUUUAAGGAAGAAGACCAACAAAAGGUUAUCCAAGAACUGGUCAAACUGAAAUCGCUCAACGAAAGGGUGGCAAAAACCGUUGAAAUUUUGGGCAAAUCCGUGCCAUUCUCUCCCGAAGACUUACACGCAGCGGCUCUUAGUUUCUUCCUGAAAGUAAAGGCCGGCGACGAGUACAAACCUUUAGACAAAUUCCGAGGCCCCGUGACGUUAGUAAAGGCCAAGGACAACUUUGUCCAAGGGGAUGAGGACUACGGUCUUUCUAAGGUAUGUACAAGCAAGCCCACAAUUCAAACGUUGAACGGCGACCAUCGAAGCAUACUCACGAAAGGCACCGUAGAAAAUAUCUCAAACAUUUUGAAUCAAAAUGUUGCCACAUCGUAAAAAUAACCGACUCUAAACGGAAGGAAUUUAUAAUUUCUUCAUUUAUUUCCUAAGUAGAACAAAUUUUUAGCACACACUUGCAUUUCUUCUAAGUAAAAAGAAACAUUUCACAUUCCAGUUAAAAAAAUAUAUAUUUGUUAAUUUUGUUUGUAAAUAGUAGGGUAGCGAAAAAAAUUAGGUAUAAGUAAAAUAGUCUAAUUUAUUUUUAUAUUAACGAACAUAAUAUAGCUGAGUAUAAAUCAGUGUCGUGUAGGAAUCAAAGGUAACGAGCAAAGAUGACAUUAUUAUAGUAAAAAUGUUGUUUUCGUGAUAUGAAUAUAUACGCUUAGACGGUAACACUUUUCACAUGGUCCUUAUUAGGACUUUAAAAAAAGACAUUUGUUAUACAUAAUUACAUAUUGUAAAAUUUUA
This is a messenger RNA of Sitophilus oryzae (rice weevil), 7836 nucleotides long. It is a transcript of the gene FASN1, whose product is annotated as fatty acid synthase. Gene Ontology annotation, molecular function: 3-oxoacyl-[acyl-carrier-protein] synthase activity; phosphopantetheine binding; fatty acid synthase activity. The transcript is spliced from 14 exons. Gene Ontology annotation, biological process: fatty acid biosynthetic process. NCBI's taxonomy places the organism in Eukaryota, Metazoa, Arthropoda, Insecta, Coleoptera, Curculionidae. Bases 280 to 7425 code for a protein of 2381 amino acids. The record is from RefSeq and is a predicted model, not a curated record.